Alternaria alternata is the source of this 846-nucleotide messenger RNA. RefSeq lists its product as hypothetical. NCBI's taxonomy places the organism in Eukaryota, Fungi, Ascomycota, Dothideomycetes, Pleosporales, Pleosporaceae. The record is from RefSeq and is a predicted model, not a curated record. Bases 1 to 846 code for a protein of 281 amino acids. The transcript has a single exon.
AUGUCGAACCUUGACCGCAGACUUGGCGGCGUGCGACAGAGUCACGAAAGCCAUAGGAGCAUCUCUUCCGGUUCACGAUUUCCCUUCAAUCAGGGUGGGCAAAACCAUAUCCCUGAUAUCAGCGGACUUCACAUCAGCGAAUUAGAGGACGCCUUCAGCCACCCCAUCUUUUCUGGACAUCGUUCCGCUACUCGUCCUGAGUUCAUGCUACACAGCUUCAAACCAGCCCGUCAUUCGUCGAGGAGCGGCAUCCCCUCCCAACGCCACAUCGAGCACAUACCGCACCAAGGCUUUCAGGCAGGUGACUAUCUCCCUUUCGAUCAUCUUCCAACUGAGCCAGAGGAAGAUAUGUACGACCUAGGAUCUGUACUGUAUAGCUACUUCCCUGAGGAGUUCGAUCCCAACCCCGUAGCAGAAGACAGGGUGCCCACAGAGAGGAGCGAACGACGUAUCAACCACUUCAUCGCACAGCACACCGAACCCCUCACUGCCGCCAAUACAACCAGCACGACAAACACAGACUGUCCCAUCUGUAUGGAAGACGCUACCGCUCACGACUGCGUCAAGAUCAAGGGAAUUGUAGGCUGUGAACACAUGAUCGGCCAAAAUUGUCUCAAGGAGUUUCUAAGUCGACAGUGGAAUAGGGAUAAGACAUGUCCUCUCUGUCGAGCUGUUUGGCUUGGAAAUGGCGUAUGGGAAGAUGUAGCGGCGCAGUCGGAUGGACCAACUGGUCGCCAAGGUGCUUCUUUUGGUCAUGGUAAUCGUAAUCGUCGGGAACGCGGCAUGGAUCGCGUGAGAGGGUUAUUGCGUAGUGCGCGCGGUCAGCAGCGGAGGCGCAACAACUGA